AUGAACCGCAGCGUGCGCCCUGAGAACGUGGAAUUCACCGUCAAGGCGGCGGAGGAUCUGGUGCUCACGGGCAAAGAGCGCUCGAUCGUGCGCGUGUCGGCCAAUAACAUGUACUCGUGCCUCAUGCAGAAGACGCAGCGCUUUUCGUCGUUGUUCCGUCAUUACAGCAAGCACCAUGGCCUGCCUCGCGAGUCGCUCGACUUUUUCUUUACGAACCGCUUGGACCCGGAGGAUUCGCCUGAGUCAGUGUACCUACAAAAGAAUGACAUUAUUCUUGUUCGACAUCGAGUGGUGCCGGCGAUGCUGACAGUGCCGAGUCACAGUGAUGAGAUGUACCUCACGACGAUGCGGGAGCUCUUUCUGAAUGGGGUCGGGAGUGAUAUUACGCUGGAAGUUGGACCGGGUCGAGCUAUCCUGCGUGCGCAUCGGUUGAUCCUCACGACGAGAUGCGAGAUCUUCGAAGCCAUGUUUCGUCCGGGGGCUAUGAGAGAAAGCGAGGACGGCGUCGUUCGCAUCGAAGACCACUCACCCGAGAUGGUGUCCAAGAUGCUCGAGUUUAUCUACACCAACCGCGUCCUGGAUAUGGCCAAGCUCAACUCCAACCAACUCAUCGACCUGCUGACACUGUCGGAGCAGUAUCUGUUACUGCCACUAAAGCAUCUCUGCGAGGUUGCGGCGCAAAACGUCUUGUCUGUCGGAAAUGUCGGACAGUUCCUCUGCGCUGCGGAAAAGUUCAAUGCUGCAUAUUUGAAGGAGUACUGUCUCGCGUUCUUCAUGAAUCACACAAACGAGAUCAUCGACGACGACAACUUUCGUGAGGAGAUCGAAAGCUGUCCGUCGAUGGCACUGACGAUCGUGCGGGCUUCAACUCGCAACAUCAGGACUUCCCUGGAGCCGGUAUCGAAGCGGAGGAGACUCAACAUGCCGUUUGACGAACCUGACUACUUGUCCCCAGACACCUGA
Peronospora matthiolae is the source of this 963-nucleotide messenger RNA. The record is from the annotation of a GenBank genome assembly. Lineage: Eukaryota; Oomycota; Peronosporomycetes; Peronosporales; Peronosporaceae.